AUGCGACAAACGGUGGUCCUCCAGGUUACCAUGGAGGAAAUCCUCAAGGCCACGAGGAAUUUCUCCCCCUCUUUUAAGAUUGGACAAGGCGGGUUUGGGACGGUCUUCAGGGGAAGACUUGAAGAUGGAACCUUAGUUGCAGUAAAACGUGCUAAGAAGAGUGUAUAUGAUAAGCAUUUGGGAGUAGAAUUCCAAAGUGAGAUUCGAACACUGGCACAGGUGGAACAUUUGAAUCUGGUCAAGUUUUAUGGAUAUUUGGAGCACGGAGAUGAAGGGAUUGUUGUUGUGGAGUAUGUUCCCAAUGGAACCCUCAGAGAACACUUGGAUUGUAUUCAUGGCAAUAUUCUGGACCUUGUUGCACGGCUAGAUAUUGCAAUUGAUGUAGACCAUGCCAUCAACAAUCUUCAUACGUAUACAGAUCACCCUAUCGUUCAUAGAGACAUAAAAUCUUCCAACAUUCUCCUCACGGAAAACUUUAGAGCCAAGGUAGCCGACUUUGGUGUAACCCAUGGGUUUACCGAAGUUAAAGGAACUGCGGGCUACUUGGACCCUGAAUACCUCAGAACCUAUCAACUUACCGAGAAAAGCGAUGUGUCAUUUGGUGCGUUAUUGGUUGAACUAGUCACAGGCAGACGUCCAAAUGAACCAAAACGAGAACUCAAGGAGCGGAUAACGGCAAAAUGGGCCAUGAAGAAGUUCAUUGAUGGAGAAGCAAUUACAACAUUGGACCCAAGGCUGGAAUGUGAUGCUGCAGAUAACUUAGCCAUUGAAAAGAUACUAGAACUAGCCUUACAAUGUUUGGCUCCACGCAGACAGAAUCGGCCUUGCAUGAGGAGGUGUGCAGAGAUCCUCUGGAGUAUCCGUAGGGAUUACAGAGAGGUAUCAGCUUCAGGUAUCCGUUCACUCUCAUCCCAUUCCAUGAGGAGCACUUCAAUAAGAGAACAAUGAGGGAAGUAGCAUAAAAGAUCCUAAGGUGCGAGUAGUGAGGGUCAAUGAAUUCACAUUUGAACCAGAGAUGGAUAA
Molecule: messenger RNA, 1023 nt
Organism: Quercus lobata
Lineage: Eukaryota; Viridiplantae; Streptophyta; Magnoliopsida; Fagales; Fagaceae
Product: calmodulin-binding receptor-like cytoplasmic kinase 2
Exons: 6
Coding region: 1-948 (315 amino acids)
Biological process (GO): protein phosphorylation
Molecular function (GO): protein kinase activity; ATP binding
Source: RefSeq, a predicted model, not a curated record